GUUUGGCGAAGAAAAAGUUUAUGUAGUUUCGACAAACUCUUGUCACCACCAACGACUUGGGCUAAGGAGCAGCAACAUUUGUCUCCAUACCUUUUACUUUUGCUUUGGGGUUUGUGAUACGAACUUACCAUCACGACAUGAUUUAUCUUAGGUGACCUUGCUUAAUUGGUCAUCAUUAUUAAGUUAGCGUUACCAAAAAAAAAGACCAUAGCGGGCGGUUCUGGAUUUACGUCCCACUCACGUUUCAAUGAAAGGCUAAUUGCUGGGUCGUUCAAUAGGUCCAGCUAACGUUACCCCUGGAUGGACUCCUGUCUUUUUUCGUCGCCCAUAAUUGAUGAAUAAGGUACUUAUUCCUCCGGGAGUCUCGCAUCCUCCGUCGGGUGGUCUCGUAUGAAACGUUUCGUGGCAGCGACUAGGGGUCGGGUGCUCCGCUAGCAGAGCCCGGCUUCAGGAUGAGGAUGCCCAGAGGAGGACGCCUGCUCCUGGCGACGUGCCUCGGCUCGCUCUUCGUGCUAGUGAUUUACUUUCAGACCAUCAUCAAGCCAGAACCUGGUGUGAACACAGACAGCAGACCAGGGAAAAGUAGGAGGAGUCCACUGCAGACUCUCUACAAUGGAGACCAGCAGCUGGAGCUGCUGGCGGCUCAGAGGUCGCUCCAAGGUCGCAGGGAGCUGCUGGAGCAGGCGUGUCUGAGCCACACCAGGAAGCGCCAAGUGCUUUCCCCCGAGGACCUCAAACACCUCAUUGUGGAUGAUAAACACAGCCUCAUCUACUGCUACGUACCCAAGGUAGCCUGCACCAAUUGGAAGCGAGUCCUGAUGGUCCUCACCAGUGACGGCCGCUACACGGACCCCCUCUCCAUCCCUGCCAACGAGGCCCAUGUGGCGGGGAACCUCCGCACGCUCUCCGAGUUCUCCGUCCCCGAGAUCAACCGACGCCUCCGCAGCUACCUCAAGUUCAUCUUCGUGCGGGACCCCUUCGAGCGCCUGGUGUCGGCGUACCGCAAUAAGUUCACCCGGAGCUACAACACUGCGUUCCACCGGCGCUACGGAACCAAGAUCAUCCGCCGGCACCGGCCCGAACCGGAUCCAGAGGAGAUUGAGAAAGGAAAUAACGUUUUAUUCCACGAGUUUGUCCAGUACCUCGUGGACCCCCGGACCCAGCGGGAGGAACCCUUUAACGAGCACUGGGAGCGGGUGCACUCGCUCUGCCACCCCUGCCUCAUCCACUACGACGUGGUGGGGAAGUACGAGACCCUGGAGCCGGACGCCCAGGCCGUGCUCAGCCUGGCCGGGGUGGAGGGGACGCUUCAGUUUCCCACGUCUGGGAAAAGCACCAGGACUGAUGGCAACAUGGCCGCACGCUACUUCAAGCACAUCAGCCCUUUCUACCAGAAGAAACUGUUCAACCUGUAUCGCAUGGACUUCCUGCUCUUCAACUACUCCACACCAGAGUACCUCAGGACUUGAUGAGGGGGGGGGUGAGAGCGUUGACAUCAGUCUGAUGGUUUUCCCUUCAGUUUCAGUUUGUGAUGAUCAUGUUGCACGUUUCGGUUGCCAUCUCUGCCCAGAGUAGUCCAUCACACGCUCUGGCUUGUCACUAAGACCCUCGGAAAGAAACAGCUGUGGAGAAAGAACCAAAAGCAAAUGGAACCAAAAGACAGUUUGCCAAGCAUCUGUAACACUUGUCAGCUUGCUUUCUAGUGUGAAAGAGUGUAUUGUUCUGACGUCAAGCAGAACAAAGGGCAGACUGGUUCUUCCCAAAAUGUGUUAGAACCAUUCCAGGUGACACAAAC
Messenger RNA from Gymnodraco acuticeps, 1795 nucleotides. It is a transcript of the gene chst13, whose product is annotated as carbohydrate sulfotransferase 11. The record is from RefSeq and is a predicted model, not a curated record. The coding region runs from base 453 to 1469 and encodes 338 amino acids. NCBI's taxonomy places the organism in Eukaryota, Metazoa, Chordata, Actinopteri, Perciformes, Bathydraconidae. Gene Ontology annotation, molecular function: sulfotransferase activity. Gene Ontology annotation, cellular component: membrane. Gene Ontology annotation, biological process: carbohydrate biosynthetic process; proteoglycan biosynthetic process. The transcript is spliced from 4 exons.